Molecule: messenger RNA, 1006 nt
Organism: Thalassophryne amazonica
Lineage: Eukaryota; Metazoa; Chordata; Actinopteri; Batrachoidiformes; Batrachoididae
Gene: tradd
Product: tnfrsf1a-associated via death domain
Exons: 5
Coding region: 125-997 (290 amino acids)
Biological process (GO): positive regulation of canonical NF-kappaB signal transduction; extrinsic apoptotic signaling pathway
Cellular component (GO): tumor necrosis factor receptor superfamily complex
Molecular function (GO): transmembrane receptor protein tyrosine kinase adaptor activity
Source: RefSeq, a predicted model, not a curated record
CAGCCAAUCACAAUGGCGUUUCGUUUGCCGGCAACGAAUGGGAAACGAGGAAAUUAUUUUACGUCAGUGGGUGUGAUCCCACAGGAGGAAGUGUCACCAAGCAGCAAAACAAAGUUUUAAGGGAAUGGCAGACAAAACUAUGGAUUGUGGGUCAUGGACAGGAUGUGCAGUUCUGUUUCUGCAGUCGCUCUGUCCCAGUGUGAACUUGCUCUCACUCUACAAAGACGACCAGGGAAAAUUCAUUAUUUUCAAAGUCAUCAAGCUGACUUUUAUAGAUUCUGCAGGAGGUCUGGGUGGUUAUGAGAUACUAAAAGUCCAUGAUGCUGAUCCCCUACUGGGAGUGGAAGUGAAGUUUUUGGACGUGGCAGCAUGUCAGCAGUUCCUCGAGAGCUACAGGUCCGGCGCGGUACAUCAGUCACUCUCCCAGCAUGCUUGCCGGCUUCUUGCUCUCCCCCAAGAGCUCAGAUUGGAAACCCAGCUCAAGGCCAGCAUACACAUUUUGGAUCUUUGUCUGGACAAUCUGAUACUUUGUCUUCAGCAAAUUCACCUCUCACAGCCAGAGCGCCUGCGUGAUGAUGAGAUUACCCAUCUAGAGCAGCAGCUGCGGUCUCAAGCACUCGGCACCAGCAAUCAAUCCAGUCCAAUCAUGCAGGAAGAGUCUCAUGUGCCAAGCAACUGCUUCAAGUUCCAGAAUAGGGUCUUUGAGGACCGAAUGCUGACAGCCAUGGAUGUUCAGAGCUUUUCUAACGGAGUGGGCCGUCAGUGGAAGAACGUAGGCAGGGUGCUGGCAAAGAGCUGCCGGGCUCUGAACGGUCUCACCAUAGACAACUUGGCCUACGAGUACGAGAGAGAAGGGCUGUACGAGCAGUCCUAUCAGCUGCUGAGCCGCUUCAUGCAAGCAGAGGGAAGGGCAGCCAAGCUGAGCCGGCUGAUCAGAGCACUGGAGGACUGCAAACUCACCAGCUUGGCUGAAAUUAUUCUGGACGUGCAGCCAUAAGAGUAACAU